AUGUCGGUUCCGAAAUCCCUUCCAACCUUUGAGGACAUCGAAAAGAACAGUCCGCCGUACUCAGCAUGGGGAGUUUGGGAGAACCCUCAGUUGGGGGCUCUCAACUACCUGUCAGAUAGUGUUGUUCUAAAAGCUGUAAAGGAGGAGAUUCAGACUGGCAGCAGAGUCGGAUUGAAUUUACCUCUUGACUUUGUCGACCCCCCUCUGCUUAAUCGCCGAGGUUUUGAGCGCCAGAUCAUUAACAAGGCACCCCGGGUUAUAAAUGACGACGUUAUAACUUUUAACACACAAGGGAGUAGCCAGUGGGAUAGCUUCCGCCACUUUGCCUACCAAGAUGAGGCUAAGUUUUACAACAAAUCUCUGCCCGAGUCCAAAGAGACUAAAGCAACCUCCAGUGUGACUCAAAGCGACAUACAUGAUGAUCCCAACAGUGGAGUAAAUGGCAUGGAAGCGUGGUCGGCCUCGGGAGUUGCGGGGAGGGGUGUCUUGAUCGAUUACUACGCCUGGGCUGAAAAAAAGGGUAUUCACUAUGAUCCCUUGGGCACUCAUGCCAUCAGAUUGAGUGAAGUCAAAGAAAUUAUCGAGGAUUCCAACAUCGAGCUCCGCCCGGGCGAUAUUUUUAUUCUUCGGACCGGUUCGUAUGACUACGCUGCUGGCUCGUCGGAGCCAGAAGACGUCUGUUAUCGAUUUGUGCGGCCAAUAAACUGA
This is a messenger RNA of Cladophialophora immunda, 708 nucleotides long. RefSeq lists its product as uncharacterized. The transcript is spliced from 4 exons. Lineage: Eukaryota; Fungi; Ascomycota; Eurotiomycetes; Chaetothyriales; Herpotrichiellaceae. The coding region runs from base 1 to 708 and encodes 235 amino acids. Gene Ontology annotation, molecular function: arylformamidase activity. The record is from RefSeq and is a predicted model, not a curated record.